Messenger RNA from Vitis vinifera (wine grape), 576 nucleotides. Its product is annotated as putative disease resistance protein RGA1. Bases 1 to 576 code for a protein of 191 amino acids. NCBI's taxonomy places the organism in Eukaryota, Viridiplantae, Streptophyta, Magnoliopsida, Vitales, Vitaceae. The record is from RefSeq and is a predicted model, not a curated record. The transcript has 2 exons. Gene Ontology annotation, molecular function: ADP binding.
AUGUUGAUGCAGUGUGAGGAAGCAGCAGUGGUGGAUGAUGGGGUAGAAGUAGAAGAGCUGUUGGAGAAUCUUGGGAAAGCUUUGAAGGGUAAAAGGUAUUUGAUGGUGUUGGACGGCAUCUGGGACAUCAACAUCCACUGGUAUUUCAAGUUAAAGGAAAAGUUGAAGUCUGUAAGGGGUGAUGGGGACGUCAUCAUCACCAGCCGUCUCCCCCACAAAGCAAGAAUGAUGGUGGGCCCUCACAAUCUGUAUCACAUACAGCCUCCAAUGAAGGACAUGGGGCACAUGCGGCAAUUCAGAGUAAUAUUGAGUAUGCUUAAAAGGUAUAAGUUGAAAUUGAAGGAUGAGGUUAUAGAGCAAUGUGAUGGCCUCCUAUUAGCAAUGCACACAUUGGCACCAGUGAUUGAAGACCAGAUCCUGGGAAAAGUCAACCAGAUCAUCGGAGACAGGAAUUUACUUUUUAGUGGAACUGAUCAGAUGGUGUUGGUCAACCUUGAAGAUGAUGCUAUAUUGGGAAAUGAGCUUUUGUUAUCAUGGCGUGGCAUCUCAGAUAUAGAAGAAGGGGUUUGGUUUUAA